GUCCCCGCGCUCCGGAGCCCCCCCGGUCGCGGCCCCGGGGCGGUGUCGCGGUGCGGGCGGGAACCGCGGGCUGAGUCACGGGCAGGAAACCGCGCGGUUGCAUCAGAAGCGGUGCGGCCGGAGCAGCCGGAAAAYCGCGCUCCAUCCCCGCCGGCAGCAUGGAAAAAACCGCCGAUCCCGGUUCUCCCGGUUCCCCGGGCUCCUCCGGCGCCUCGGCGGCUCCGCGCUCCGCGCCCGCGCUGACGGAGGAAUUGCUGUGCCCCAUCUGCUACGAUCCUUUCCGGGAAGCCGUGACCCUCCCGUGCGGUCACAAUUUCUGCAAAGGCUGCGURAGCAAAUCGUGGGAGAACCGGCGGCGCUGCUGCCCGCUGUGCAAGGAAAAUUCCACCGCGGAGGAUCUCCGCGUCAACCACACCCUCAACAACCUGGUGGAGCUCAUCCUGAAGGAGGAGGGGAGGAGGAAAGGGCGCGGAGCCGCGCUUUGCCCGCUCCACCGCGAGGAGCCCAAGUUUUUUUGCCUGGAGGACAAGGAGCUGGCGUGUUUCGCCUGCCAAAAUUCCAAGCAGCACCAGGGGCACAAGAUGAGGCUGGUGCAGGAAGCGGCGGCGGAUUUUAGGGCCAAGCUGGCGAACAUGGAAUCCUCCCUGCGGGACAAGGCCAAGGAUUUCGGGACCGUGCGCCGCUCCUACGAGUCCAUCUCCCGGCACAACAAGGUGAGUGUUCCCUCCUGGAGCUGGGAUUGAUCCCGAUCCCAAUCC
Molecule: messenger RNA, 758 nt
Organism: Malurus melanocephalus (red-backed fairy wren)
Lineage: Eukaryota; Metazoa; Chordata; Aves; Passeriformes; Maluridae
Product: E3 ubiquitin-protein ligase TRIM35-like
Exons: 2
Coding region: 159-743 (194 amino acids)
Biological process (GO): innate immune response; positive regulation of apoptotic process
Molecular function (GO): zinc ion binding
Source: RefSeq, a predicted model, not a curated record